This is a messenger RNA of Sycon ciliatum, 1665 nucleotides long. Its product is annotated as nuclear inhibitor of protein phosphatase 1-like. Gene Ontology annotation, molecular function: mRNA binding; protein binding; protein serine/threonine phosphatase inhibitor activity. Lineage: Eukaryota; Metazoa; Porifera; Calcarea; Leucosolenida; Sycettidae. Gene Ontology annotation, cellular component: nuclear speck. The coding region runs from base 185 to 1192 and encodes 335 amino acids. The record is from RefSeq and is a predicted model, not a curated record. The transcript has 7 exons.
AUAAAUCUUCCUAAAUCAUCAGCAAUUUUAUGGUAGGCUUCAAGGAUUGAAUUAUUAUUUGGAGAAGGAGUAGCAGGACAUUGCUGGUAGUGAAUGAAGAUUAAACAAAUUCCACAGUCCUAUGUGUGAGCGUUAGCCGAUCUGGUCGUCGUGUGGAAAUUGUGCCCCGACGGGUACUUUUAUCAUGUCAGAUUUCGAACUUCCGAAAUGGGCUGGCCAGGCUCCUUCGGGCCUGCAUCUGGAUGUGUACAAGAAUGAUCAGCUGAUUCGGAAAAUCAUGCUGGACGACAAGCAAAGCUACUACUUUGGACGAAAUCGUGACGCUUGCCAGGUGGUGGUUGAGCACUCGUCGUGUUCUCGUGUUCAUUGUGUGCUGCUGUAUCACAAGCACUUGAACAGGUCAUUUCUUAUCGACCUUGGCAGCACGCAUGGCACAUUUCUUGGCAAAAUUCGGCUGGAUGACAAGAAGCCAACGCCGGUGCAAAUCGGCAGUACGUUCCGACUGGGUGCAUCCACGCGCAGCUUUGUCAUCCGUGAGAAGCCCAAGCAGGCUGCUGCGGUCAGCGCUGAUGGGGAGACAGAGGAAGCGGCUGAGGGCAGCUUCCUGGGCAUUAGUGAAAAUGUGGACUAUGACGAGAUUACCGAGUUCAAUACAGCCCAUAACCGACGCAUUCCCACAGUGAUAGAUAUGGCGGCUGCGCGGCCCAAACGCAAGCGCAGCCUAUCAUUGCGCUUUGCUGAGGAGGACACCAUCAUCAAUCCAGAGGACAUUGACCCAAGUGUGGGGAGGUUUCGCAAUCUUGUGCAGCAGACAGUUAUCAUAGGCCCUAACAAGAAGGUGAAGACAGAAGGCCAGACGUCUGCAGGUCGACUUCCAUCACCCACUGGAGGUGCAGUUCGACGGAGUUCGUCCGCGUCUGACCCUGGUGCUGAUGGCGGCAAGGAUUCGGCCUCCCUCUACUCGGACAUACCGGGUGCCAUUACCGGUGGCCUGCGUAGCUUGCCAAACAGUGCACCGGCUGUCAGUAUGCAGCCGGUGAAUGCUGUCAAGGAGAAACCAGCCCCGGCGCCCCCUGUAUUCGCUGCUGUCUCCGAACCGGAGUCUAAGAGAAAGAAGUAUGCCAAGGAAGCGUGGCCGGGCCGUGCCCCAACGGAACGCCCCGCUGUCUCCAACAAUUUCCUGAUGUCUUAGUCGGGAUGGGAUGUUGGCGGUUGCCACGCUGUUGUGAUGAGGUGAUGAAGUGAUGCUGCUUGACAAACUGUACAUGAUGUAGAAAAUGUAAUGCUAUUUUGCUUGUAUAUACUGCUUGGUGUUAACAUUUUAUCCGUUGUUACUGCCCUGUCUUUUCUCCCCGGUUUGUUGUGUUGUGGCUGGUUGACUUGUCUGAAGCUUUUUGCCUUUACAUAGCCUGUAGUUUGCUUGCCAUUUGUCUUUAGACAUGUAGAUAACGUUGUAGUAGUGAAGGCUGUGCGGGGGAUUCCCCUCCCAUAUUCAUUAAAAUACUAUGCUUGAUUUUGGACUGUUCCCGUAUCAUUUUUGCCGCUUCAAAUUCUACAUAUGUAUAGCUGUGUUUCUUUGUGCUAUAUGUUUUGGUUUACCAGACUGUGUAUCUAAUGGCCUGGGAUUCAGAAACAUGCAUCUGUAACAUUUGUAUGCGUCCACUA